UAUAACUCGCUAGUAAAAAAAAUUAAAGAAAGAAACCAAGAGAAAUUAGAAAAAAUAAAACAAAAAACCAAUAGUAAUAAUGACAAUAAUAAUGCGAAUCAUAUGAAUGAUAAUACAGACAAUAUCAGCAGUAAUAAUAAUAAUAAUAAUAAUAAUAAUAAUAAUAAUAAUAAUAAUAAUAAUAAUAAUAAUAAUAAUAAUAAUAAUAAUAAUAAUAAUAGUGAAAGCGAUCAAGAACAAACAUUUAUUAUAAAAUAUAGAGAAGAUGAGGACCGAACAGAAGAAAAAGAAAAUAAUGAAAUUGAAUCAAUUAAGAAUAGUUUACUAUCGACCUCAAUAAAAAUUUCAGACCAAUUCAAUAUAUUAGAUUAUAAUAAAGACUAUUUAUUUAAUAAUUUAUUUGAAAACAGUAGUUUAAAAGUUGGCAAAAUCGAUUCAUACCAAGUUUUAUCAGGAGAAAACUCACCAAAUAAAAUAUACCAUUUAGAUAUUAGAUCAGAAGAACCUAUACAGUACAAACCUGGCGAUUAUGUAUCAAUACUAUGUCCCCAAGAAAUAGAAUUGGUAAAUAAAUUAAUAAAGAGAUUAAAAAUAGACCCAAACAAAGAAAUUAAAAUUAUAAUAAAUAAUAAUAAUAGUAAUAGUAAUAAUAACAAAAAUAAUAGAAAUAACAAUGGUAGUUUAAAUAAAUUUAAUCACUUACCAAGUAAAAAGUAUUGCAAAAUCAUUGAUAUUUUUACAUGGGCUGUUAAUUUAUGUUUUAUACCUCCACAGUUUUUUUUAAGGGUGAUGGCUGAUUACUGCACUGAUCAAGAAGAAAAAAAAAAACUUCUUUAUUUAUCAUCUCCCCAAGGCCAGCAACUCUACAGCCAAACCAUUGUUGCACACCAAAUGAACUGGGUCUCUUUAUUAUGCAAAUUCAAAACAUGUGACUUGCCAUUAGAUGUUAUAUUAAUAAAUAUACCUCCACACGAAACAAGAAAAUAUUCAAUUUCAAGCUCGCCACUAUCAAUAAAUAAUAAUAAUAAUAACAAUAGUAGCUUAAUGACACAUAAUAUUCAUAUAACAUUUAAUUUAGUCAAAAUAGUUAACACAAAUAAUAGCGGUAGUGCCAAUAAUAAAAUAGUAAAAGAAAAAUUUGGACUAUGUACUCAUUGGAUGCACAACCAAAUUCAACUAUUUAAACACCUUGUUUCCAACAAUGAUAGAACAGAUCAAAAUAAACCAUCAAUUUAUCUUCCAUUUACUAUCGAGCCAAGUAAAGGUUUUAAUUUACCAAACAAUCUAUCAACACCAAUCAUUUUAAUAGCCACAGGUACAGGCAUAGCACCAUUUAGAUCAUUCCUUCAACAUCGUUACUAUCAAAUUCAAGACUCGAAAAUAAUACACAAAUCGAAUGAACCUAUUGGGGACUGUCUGUUAUUUUUUGGUUGUAGAAGAAAGGAUUGGGAUAGUUUAUACAAUAAUGAGCUAUUAGAAUUUGAAAAAGAUUCAAUUAUUUCAAAAUUAUUUAUUACGUUUUCUCAACAAAAUAAUAAUAAUAAUAAUAAUAAUAACAAUAACAUAAACAAUUCAAAAGUUUAUAUUAAUAAACUAAUUGAAGAAAAUGGUGAAUUAAUUUAUAAUUUAAUUGUAAAUAAUGGAGCAAUCAUUUAUGUGUGUGGGAAUAAGAAUAAAAUUGGAAAAUCAAUCAAUGAUAGCUUAGUAGAAAUAAUAAAAAAAUUCAAUUCGUUCAAUAUCAAAACUGAUCAAGAAGCUUCAUCACUAUUGGAUAUUUGGGCCUCUCAAGACAAACAUAAAAGAGAUGUAUGGAACUAA
This is a messenger RNA of Dictyostelium purpureum, 1818 nucleotides long. RefSeq lists its product as uncharacterized. Gene Ontology annotation, cellular component: cytosol. The transcript has a single exon. The record is from RefSeq and is a predicted model, not a curated record. Lineage: Eukaryota; Evosea; Eumycetozoa; Dictyosteliales; Dictyosteliaceae. Gene Ontology annotation, molecular function: flavin adenine dinucleotide binding; FMN binding; [methionine synthase] reductase (NADPH) activity. The annotation marks the transcript as partial. Gene Ontology annotation, biological process: homocysteine metabolic process.